This is a messenger RNA of Lolium perenne, 1025 nucleotides long. Its product is annotated as acidic endochitinase-like. Gene Ontology annotation, molecular function: chitinase activity. Gene Ontology annotation, cellular component: extracellular region. The record is from RefSeq and is a predicted model, not a curated record. Gene Ontology annotation, biological process: carbohydrate metabolic process. NCBI's taxonomy places the organism in Eukaryota, Viridiplantae, Streptophyta, Magnoliopsida, Poales, Poaceae.
UCACUGUCUCUCAGUAGGCCUCUCUACACUCUUUCCUGUUCUAGCUAGGCAAGCUCCGGUAAUUUAUCCCAGGCCAGCCAUGAAAAGCCAAGCUCUCACCCCCUUCUUGCCCGCUGGCUCCCUCGUCGUGGCUUUCCUCGCCACGUGCCAGGCCGGCAGCAUAGCCGUCUACUGGGGCCAGAACGACGGCGAGGCGUCGCUGGCCGAGACGUGCGCGUCUGGAAACUACGAGUUUGUCAUCCUUGCUUUCCUUCCCAAGUUCGGCAAGGGCCAGACGCCGGAGCUAAACCUUGCCAGCCACUGCGACCCCUCGUCGGGUGGCUGCAGAAGCCAGAGCAAAGAUAUCCAGUCGUGCCAGCGCAGCGGCGUCAAGGUCCUGCUCUCCAUCGGCGGCGGCGACGGGAGCUACAGCCUCUCGUCCCCUGGCGACGCCAGUCAGGUCGCCAUGUACAUAUGGAACAACUACCUGGGCGGCACGUCUUCCUCUCGCCCUUUGGGCGACGCCGUACUCGACGGCAUCGACUUCGACAUCGAGCUCGGCAGCGCCAAGUUCUGGAACAAUCUCGCCACGGACCUGAAGAAGUUGGGCAAGACGGUGCUGCUGAGCGCUGCGCCGCAGUGCCCAUUCCCCGACGAGUGGGAUGGCGGCGCGAUCAACACCGGGCUGUUCGACUUCGUGUGGGUGCAGUUCUACAACAACGAGGAGUGCCAGUUUAGCGCAGGUCGGAGUGCAUUCCUUAACGCAUGGAAGAAGUGGGAGUCGGUGCCGGCGGGGAAAAUCUUCCUUGGACUACCGGCUUCCAAAGACGCUGCGGGGACGGGGUUCGUGCCCGCCCGCGAGCUCACCUCGCGUGUUCUGCCGCUGAUCAAGGGCUCUCCCAAGUACGGUGGUGUCAUGCUGUGGUCCAAGUUCUACGACGACCGCACGGGUUACAGCGACGCCAUCAAGAGCCACGUCUGAGUCCAUGCAGAGUUCGUCCGGCCCGGCGAUGUGUGUUGCAUCUUGCGCGUGUUCUUUAUAGUGU